AUGUACGAAAGAGUGUUGCCUCUUUCAAAGGCGCGUAAGUUGGAGGGGCCGAAACGGGGAAAAAAACGGAUGAGAACACGGGCCCGAUCGUCCGGGCAGCCCGUGACCGGAGCCGAAGCGCCCGGGACGGCGACGAGUGGAUGCGGCGAGUGUGCUGGGAAGCUGAAGCGGGUGUCCUGCAACGGGUUUGUUGAGGAGCGAGCUCUGGCUUGUUUGGCUCUCGACCGAGCAAUGGGCGAUGUCGGUCUCCUGGAUGAUUAUGGGGAUUAUGCGGCGCGGGGCUCGCCCAUCGUCGAGUGUUCAGCCGAGUCUGUCCCAUUAAAAAAAAGCAAACCGUGCCUGAUGUCUCUAGCCAAGUGA
Messenger RNA from Puccinia triticina, 360 nucleotides. RefSeq lists its product as uncharacterized. Lineage: Eukaryota; Fungi; Basidiomycota; Pucciniomycetes; Pucciniales; Pucciniaceae. The record is from RefSeq and is a predicted model, not a curated record. The coding region runs from base 1 to 360 and encodes 119 amino acids. The transcript is spliced from 2 exons.